Oncorhynchus mykiss (rainbow trout) is the source of this 1680-nucleotide messenger RNA. The record is from RefSeq and is a predicted model, not a curated record. NCBI's taxonomy places the organism in Eukaryota, Metazoa, Chordata, Actinopteri, Salmoniformes, Salmonidae.
UCGUUGGAUAGCCAAGUUGCGGAAGUGCGCGCUCAGCAGAGGCUGGCAGCUUGAAAUGCAUUUACAUUAGGACCUUGCGCAGCCUACAGUACAUAUCGACCUGUAACAUGAUUUGUUGUUGGGGAUAUGAUAAUGAAAGAAUAUCUAUUCCACUGAACUGACACCGUUUCGAGUUCAGUAGCCUACCUGCGUUGUCCUGAGCGAGACCAAUCGUUAUUUUCAUGCGUCUGGAUUGGUCGGCUGGCGCGUUUACAGAGUUAUGGGUGCAUUACAGUCGUUACCUGAUGAACCCGAAUACAGAGAUCUCUCAGAAAAGACCGGCUUUUCCUUCGAGCAGAUUGGAAUCCUGCAUAAAAGAUUCAAGCAGUUGAGCCACAAUGAAGACACGCUGAGACGUGAUGACCUCAACACAAUUCCAGACCUGUCAUGCAACCCGAUCCGAACCCAAAUUAUAGAGGCCUUCUUUGACAAAAGAAACUUCCAUCAGAAUGGUGAGGGGACUGUCCAGGAGAUCAGCUUUGAGGAGUUCCUGGUGGUCAUGUCCCACUUCAGACCUCCAGCACUGGACAUGACAGAGGAACAGAGAGAGAUUAUCAGGAGGGAAAAACUCCGCUUCCUAUUUAACAUGCACGACACAGACAAUGAUGGAACAAUCACUCUGGAGGAGUACCGACAUGUAGUGGAGGAGCUGCUGUCUCGGAGUGGAGCCCUGGGGAAGGAAACGGCUAAAGGCAUAGCAGACGCUGCCAUGCUGGAGGUAGCCAGUAUCUCCAUGGGUCACAUGGAACCAGAUGAGUUUUAUGAGGGGAUCACUUUUGAACAUUUCCUAAAGAACCCAGAGCGUGAGGGUGAAUGGAUGCCUGUCAGGGGAGCUGUCAUCAUCAACAGGCUCACCCCAGGGAUCUGUCUUCUCAUCACUCCUCUAUACCCUGUACACUGAUGGUUGUCGUAGCCAGUACGAGAACUGACACGGAAGUCCCCCUACCUACAGAACAUUAUCAUCAAAGGACAGGACAGUGUAGACAACUACAAGUAUCUUGGCACAAUGAUAGCUAAAAGUGGGCAGGAAAGUCCAGCAGAGUAGUCUGUCUGACCUGUACAAGAGAACAGAUAAGUGGUGAUGAAGGCAGAAUCCAUCCUGUCUGACUGUGCCCAUCCCCUACACCUUGAGUUCCAGGUCCUACCCUCUGCCUCCCGGUGUAGAUUCCCCACUGUUAAUACUAAUAGGUACAAGCACUCUGUCACCACAAUAGCCAUUUCCCUUGUGAAUAUAGGGAAGAUAAUGAGGUAGGCUAGGGGUGAUUUUGAGGAUGAUGAUGGUAAAAUGUUGUUGAUGAUGAUGAAGGUGAUGUUGCCGUUGUUUUUGGGGUUUUGUCAGCACAAGAUGUUGACAUGAUGACCUAAUAUAGGGAAUAUAGAACACUUUACUUAUUAGACAACUUUGGCUCACUGUACUUUUGUGCUUCUGAUAAUGUUGGUCACUAGUAGGCCUACUGUAUAUAUUAGUAUUGAUGGCUAUUAGUAUUGAUGGACCAGCUAGACCAUUGUAUUCACUAGAACUGUCUGUCAUUGUAAUCCAUGUGGAUUUUAUAUUGUUUGUUCAAUGUUGUUUUUAAUUCUCCUUUGCUGCAAAACCAAUUUCCCUCUGGGACAAUUAAAGUUGAAACUUGAACAUACUGA